Messenger RNA from Pyrgilauda ruficollis (rufous-necked snowfinch), 1840 nucleotides. It is a transcript of the gene TENT5B, whose product is annotated as terminal nucleotidyltransferase 5B. The record is from RefSeq and is a predicted model, not a curated record. The coding region runs from base 210 to 1406 and encodes 398 amino acids. The transcript is spliced from 3 exons. Gene Ontology annotation, biological process: mRNA stabilization. NCBI's taxonomy places the organism in Eukaryota, Metazoa, Chordata, Aves, Passeriformes, Passeridae. Gene Ontology annotation, molecular function: poly(A) RNA polymerase activity; RNA binding.
CUGUCCCUGAGUCCCUGCGGGCACCGACCGCGCUCCCGCCGCGCCCCGCGCAGCCGCCCCUCGCCGGCGCCGCUCGGGGGGUUAUUUUUCCUUUUUUUUUUGCUUUCCCCCCCAUUUUUAAGUUUUCCUCCCGCUUCCCCUCCGCACCGGCACUUCCGGCUGGUUUCCGGGCGGUUUCCGGGCGAGCGGCUCCGUCGGCGGCGGGGGCGAUGCUGGAGGCGGCGGCGGGGGCCGCUGCGGGCGGCGCGGAGCAGCGCGGCAGCCGCUUCAGCGUCCUGACGUGGGAGCAGGUGCAGCGGCUGGACCAGAUCCUGGGCGAGGCCGUGCCCAUCCACGGCCGCGGCAACUUCCCCACGCUGUCGGUGCGGCCGCGCACCAUCGUGCAGGUUGUCCGAAGCCGCCUGGAGAAGAAGGGAAUCCCAGUGCACAACGUGAGGCUGAAUGGCUCAGCAGCCAGUCAUGUCCUACACCAGGACAGUGGCUUGGGCUACAAGGACCUGGACCUCAUCUUCGGCGUGGAUCUGAAGACCGAGGACGUUUUCCAGCUGGUUAAAGAUGUGGUCAUGGAUUGCCUGCUCGACUUCCUCCCCGAAGGAGUCAACAAGGACAAGAUCACGCCCGUGACCCUGAAGGAGGCCUAUGUGCAGAAGCUGGUGAAGGUGUGCAACGAGACCGACCGCUGGAGCCUCAUCUCGCUCUCCAACAACAGCGGCAAGAACGUGGAGCUCAAGUUCGUGGACUCCCUGCGGCGCCAGUUCGAGUUCAGCGUGGACUCCUUCCAGAUCAUCCUGGACUCGCUCCUGCUCUUCGGGGAGUGCUCGGAGAACCCCAUGGCCGAGAACUUCCACCCCACGGUCACCGGGGAGAGCAUGUACGGGGACUUCGAGGAGGCCAUGGAGCACCUGCGGCAGCGCGUCAUCGCCACGCGCAACCCCGAGGAGAUCCGGGGCGGGGGGCUCCUCAAGUACUGCAACCUCCUGGUCAGGGGCUUCAAGCCCAAGUCCGAGGUGGAUAUGAAGGCCCUGCAGAGGUACAUGUGCUCCAGGUUUUUCAUAGACUUCUCUGACAUCGGCGAGCAGCUGAGGAAGCUGGAGUGUUACCUGCAGAGCCACUUUGUGGGCAUGGAGAGCAACAGAUAUGACUAUUUGAUGACCCUGCACAGGGUGGUCAACGAGAGCACGGUCUGCCUCAUGGGACACGAGAGGAGGCAGACCCUGAACCUCAUUGCCAUGCUGGCCGUGAGGGUCCUGGCUGAGCAGAACAUCAUCCCCACCGUCACAAACGUUACCUGCUUCUACCAGCCAGCCCCUUAUGUCAGUGAAAUAAACUUCAACUACUACGUGACCCACGUGCAGCCCUUCCUGCCUUGCAAUCAGUCCUACCCCACGUGGCUUCCCUGUAACUGAGCCAGGACAAACUCCAGGGUCUGUCCUCCAAGGCUGCUCCUACCCACAGCCACACUACACUGAGAUUCCCUCCUUCCCUUUGAGAUGUCCAGCAGAUCCCCUACAGCCAGCAGCUCGACAGGGCGACCUACCAUUGAGAUUGCACUUUGGAUUUAUGGAGUGUGUGUGGUGGGACUCUUGUGAGUGGCUUGAGCCUGAAUUUUUCUAGACCUUGCAGUGAUACUGUGCUGCCUCCUGUGAGGGGGGCAAUUGGAAGAUUCCAGUAGCUUGAAUGGCACUUGAUUUCUUUUUUUUUUUUCGUUGUUUUGUUUGUUUUAAAUGUCUUUUUUUUUUUUCCUACACCUGUAUCACCUGUCAUGCGAUGGGCUUGACAUAGACUCACUAGAUUCUUUAGAAUCUGUUACGAAUAAAUACAGUGUAUUCAAGUUUGUUGG